Molecule: messenger RNA, 2612 nt
Organism: Ciona intestinalis (vase tunicate)
Lineage: Eukaryota; Metazoa; Chordata; Ascidiacea; Phlebobranchia; Cionidae
Source: RefSeq, a predicted model, not a curated record
AACUAAAAUAUAAGUUUAACUUUAAACAUGCCGUUUUAAAAAAACAAAAUUUUACGUGUCUUCCACUGCCUCACGCGCGAAUUUAAAUAGGAGUAGCAAUAAAAGAAGCUAUUAAAACUUUUGCGUCUACCAAUCGUGUAUAUACGUAAAGAGAAAUGACUUUUGUAUUGGAAACCACCGUCCCGUGUUUACCUAAUUUCAUAGAGGUAUAUAGUUUAGGCUGAAUAAAGGGGGCAAAAGCUGCAGAAAAGAUUAACGAGGAUAAAAUGUGUGGGUGUUGAGAAAAUCAAUCUAAUCUACUCUUGACUGCAACAAGAAUUCGUAGUAAAAUCUCUGCCUUUGGAAAUUUUCUAUCAAAACUAUACGUAACACCAGCACCUUAUUAGAAUUUUUUGCAAAUUAUAACAGAGAUAUAUAUUUAUAAGACAUUCCAGUCUUAUAACAUUUGUGGCCGAUCUAAUUUGGUCAAAACUAUUCGCAUAUUAGGCCUAUGCAGUGAGAGUAUGUAGGCGUUCGCUUUUUACGUAACACAUCACAAGCUAUGUAGCCUACACUCACUACAAACAAAAUUCUACAUAGGCCUUACGUUACUCUUUAGUGAAUAUAAAUUAGCCUAUGCUAAUGUUCAGUUGUUCAAUUUGAGCUUAGCUUAUGUAUGCAGUAAUCUAUAGCGAUUUAGUUCAGGAAAUAGAAUGUAUGGUUUCGUUGAAGUUAUCCUGGCAUUCACUCUUUUCUCUGUUGCAACAAGUCAAAACGAUGCAGACCUAAUAGUGAUAUCGAAAGUCGCAACCCAGUCUGCUUUGGUUUACGACUGUUCAGUAAACGUAAUAAUUCCCAAACGAACGUUACAAUGGGAACAACGAGGUGGAAAAUGCACUUCAACUGACGAACACGUUUUUCAGUACGAUGUUUUCGAAAACGACACUGUUACAAAAAGACGCCUAAUUAUUUUAGGUUGCAGUGAAAGUACGUUUGCUUGUGUACUUACGCAUAGUACACUUGGAGAAUCAGAGAAAAUUGUUAACAUUACAGGCACUGCGUCAGAAAGCGUAGGAUCCUGUGGGGGAAGCAGCAUUUUUAGCGUUUCUUUAAUUCUGUGGGUGGUUCUUGUCAUCGUACUACUUAUAUCACUGCUGAUUGCUGUGUUAGUCAAGCGAAGGGAAAAAUUAAAGCAUACGUUCACACAACAAACUAUCGAAAGUGUUGCCUAUCGUGUAUCUCAGCCAUCCCCCACACCAGUGCUCCCGGAUGGGUCGGAAUAUUGUGCAGCACUGGAUGACGUCAGGACAGUACCAGAAAAAAGUAGUACAGUGUACUGUCUUGCCCAACCCAACCCACGGCGAAUUUUUGACCAAACUUUGCCAAGAAUUCCCGAAAACUUUCCCACAAAUCCUUCACGAAACAACAAACCAAGACCCAUCUCACUAGCUCUCACUAACGGCUACAGUAUCGCAGGAAUUCCGAACACACGAGUGACAAUGAGACAAACGGGCCCAAGACACGGCAGAGUUCUAACCACACAGAGUGCAUAUUAUGCGACACCAGACCGAUAUUCUGUUUAUUGUGCCGCUGAAGACGUAGCACCUCGACCGAGAUAUCAAUCUACUGCUUCCGAUUCCGACUAUUCGGAAAUGUCACCACGAACUCCGAAGCCGCGGAAAGUGAGUACUAAGUUCGCGUUUACCCAACGGUUUGAAACAUACGGCCAAAAAGAAACAGGACUGAAAGAAACAAAUCUUACGCAUCAAGAAUCUCGCGGCCAUCUGUACUCAACUGUGAACAAAGAACACAAGCGCAAGAAACCGGAAAUUACGUCAUCAUGUGUUGGAGUAAUUGACACGCAACAAAACAAAUCCUGAAACCACACGGGAAAGUCCCCGGGGCGAGAGGAUUUUAACCACCGGAUUGCAUUUGAGGAUACUGAGUUACGUAACUAAAUCUUAACAAUUCUGAUUUACGGAACUGGAAGUUUAAAAAAGUAAUUACAGCUUGUGGCGAAAUCAAUACUAUAUUUAAAAUACACUAUUGCUCAGAAAACGAUAGCGUGACUGGACUAUUUUCAAUAUGAUUCUAUUUACAUGCUAUAUGGCGAAGCAUGCAAUAGGACCUAUAUAGGGUAUAGGCCGUGGUUAUAAUCCAACACUCAUGGUUCGCGCAUACGCAGUUAAGCAAUGCAUCGGUGACAAUGCAUCAUCAUUAACUCAAGAACAAAAAAGUGAAAUGCAUCAUCUUUAAUUCAAGAACAAAAUACGGCAUUCAAAGCAAUUCAAGUCAGCCACCGAACUCUAUAAAUAGUUUUCAGCAAGAAACACUACGGACCCGUUGGACUUUACCACAAUUUUACAUAGGGAAAUCCCUUUUGGGAGCUAGCGUGUGUAUGUGUCUAGCUUAUGUAGAUUAUUUCAGUUUGGUUGCUAAGGAACUAUAAACAUAUGACCUUGACGUUAUAUCGCGUGUGAUUUUGACGUCAUGUCGCGUGUGACUUUGACGUCACAUCUGUUUUAACUUUUCAACAAAUCGCAGUAUUGCAAAUGCUUGCGACAUGGUGACAUCGACUUUAUGACGUCACAGUAGACACUUUUUCGGCCGUGGUUCGCGUCUAUUUUUAGAAA